Molecule: messenger RNA, 1985 nt
Organism: Saccostrea cuccullata (small rock oyster)
Lineage: Eukaryota; Metazoa; Mollusca; Bivalvia; Ostreida; Ostreidae
Product: probable E3 ubiquitin-protein ligase MID2
Exons: 1
Coding region: 10-1938 (642 amino acids)
Molecular function (GO): zinc ion binding
Source: RefSeq, a predicted model, not a curated record
GUUAGUGGCAUGGCUACCUGUGUACCGCCUACAAAUGACUUGAUAGUUUGUCCCAUUUGUUUUGAUGUUUUUCGGGAUCCAAAAUCGCUACCUCAAUGCUUGCAUACAUUUUGUAAGUCUUGUAUAUGUUCAUAUGCAUCGACAACUUUGAACAAGAUCCUAGGAAAGACUAACUUUAUUUGUCCCGUUUGCCGGAAGUGCUACGACAACGUAGAUAACAUUGAUGCAUGGUUAAAAAACUUACCAAAAAAUCAUUUAAUUGUCACUUUGAUAAACCAAGAAAAGAUGGAAAAUAAAGAGGUGUUGUGUGCUUAUUGCAAAAGGCAAGAAAAAAACGAAUCUGCGAUAUACUGGUGCACCGAGUGCUCUGAUAACCUUUGUGAAAAAUGUGCCAAGUUUCACGAGGUCAACAGACUUACUAUGGAACACAAGGUGUGUAAUAUCGAGGCCAAAAAUCAGACUGAUUCUAUCAGUUCUGUCUUAUUUUGUAAGCAACACAGCAGUAGGAAACUGGAAGUUUACUGUUUUGAUCACGAGGAACCUUGUUGUCUGAUGUGCGCCACUGUAUCACACAGAAAGUGUGAAAAGGUCAGCAGUCUGGAUGAAUGUUCCUUACAUUCCCCUGAAAAGGUACAAAGACUGAGAACAGAGUUUGACGAACUUAGGAAAAGAUGCGAUUCAGAGGUAACCCGUGUAGAAGAUGACAAGGAGAAUUUCAUGAAAGAAUCCAAAACUAUAGAAGCCAGAGUUAAAGGUUUGACUGAAGAAAUAAUACAAACCUUGAGAGACAAAGAAAAGGAUCCCCUUAGUAGCCUGGCAAAAACUGAGAAAGAACAGACACUGGUAUUACAGACAAAGCUUGAAGAGUUACAGACUGUUCAAGAGAAGCUGGAACGAAGUAUUCAACUGCUUCAACUUUCUGAAAGAUUCAGCAAGAUUGCACUGUUUUGGGAGAUCAAGAAGAUGGAAAAAGAUGUAUCGAAUAUCGAUUUACAAAUCAAAAACCUAGUGAAAAGAUACAAAACACCGGUUUUAGAUUUGAAUAUCAAUGAGUUCGGACAUAAUUUUCAUUCAUCAUUAAAUUUAUUUGGUGAAAUUAAGCUUAAAUUGAAGACAAAUGGCGUUGACUUUCGCUCUGCAAAACUUGUGUUGGAAAAGUCACUGAACGUUCAAGAAAGCUCUUGUCUAACGGAUGUUGAGGUUAUUAAUGGUACUCAUUUGGUAACGGUAUGUCAGAAUAGUAAUAUGGUAUAUUUUUUGAGUGGGAAUGGAACGUUGUUGGCAUCAAGUCCACUUCCUUACACACCUUGGGGUAUAGCAGCUCUCCGAAAACAUCAAUUUCAAUUCUGUGUCACAAUGCAAAAUUUCAAUCUUGUUGGUAUAUACAAAGCAAAUAUUUCAGAUCGUUGCAUUAUACCUUGCAAAGAAUUACAACUGCCCCAUAAUGCAUAUGGUAUUUGUACAUUUAAUGAUAAAAUUAUUGUUUCCUUAGAGGAAAAACAAACUGAACAAGUAUUUAGAGUUUAUGAUGAAGAAGGAAAUUACAUAAAAGCCCAACACUCGUAUGAUAAUUCACUUUGUAACGGAAUCCAUGCGAUUUCAGAGAGACGUUUACUAUACACUGUUCAUUGUGACAAUUCUGUUUACUCACAAGACCUAAGUAGUACUGGAGCGUCUACGAAAUUAUAUAAAUCUUUUGAGAUGGUAAAACCAAUAGGUAUUACAAGUGAUUCCGAAGGAAAUUUGUACGUUGCGUGUUUCGGAUCUAAUAACGUCUUUCAGUUGGAUCCCCAAGGAAAAUUUAUUAGAAAGAUCAUACAAGACGACCCUGCCGUCCAACGUCCAUAUGGUGUCCGUGUGACUUUUUUUCAUGAUGGAUUCAAACUGUUGUUGACAUCUGGUGGAAAGAUUCUGAUCUAUAACUUCAGUGAAAUAUGAUUCAAGUUAAAACCUUGCAAGUUUCUCUUUUCGAUCAAUAUUUACAC